Messenger RNA from Cryptomeria japonica (Japanese cedar), 2507 nucleotides. RefSeq names its product F-box protein At2g26850. The record is from RefSeq and is a predicted model, not a curated record. Lineage: Eukaryota; Viridiplantae; Streptophyta; Pinopsida; Cupressales; Cupressaceae. The transcript is spliced from 5 exons. Bases 1529 to 2116 code for a protein of 195 amino acids.
UACUUAAUCUGAUGGUUCCAUCACCACAAGUCAAUUCAAAUGCUUGCAAGAGAAGCAAGGUUUUGUUAUUACCUACCUGACUAAAAAUUGACAGCCACAACUGCUUGAAGAUGGUGCAGUUAUCUAUCAAAGCUCGUGAUUACAGUUAAUUGAUACCCAACAACUUCAAGUCCACCUCACAUUUCUUCUCGUUGAAUGCCUGUAUAUAGUGGAGCGGAGCAAGCUGACUGUAAGUUGGUGUGGGGUCCUCGGUUUAACAGUUCCAUCUUCAUUGCCAAUGCGGGAUUCCUCUUUAAUUUUCUGGCCUUGUUUUGUGUGCCGAACAAAGCAUCUUCUUCGCAUAAGGCCUGUCCAAUGCACUGCAAUUCUGUUGGGAAGCAGCUGCUUUUUUCACACCAACAUGUCUGGGGACUGACAUUCUCUGGCAUUGAGAAUGGUGGUGGAAGACACAGUCACACCAACCUUGCUUAUGUGGGAGAAGAGGGAAGGUAAACACCUAGAUGCCCAUUUAGGUCUAUUUCAUGUUACGUGGGACUGGAAGAUGUAAACAUCUAGUUUUUACUGCUGUGCAUCUCUUGUUGGGCAUGGGGCAUUAGCUUGACAUUUGGGAUUUGUGCACUUUUAUUGUUUGUUGGUAUAUAGGGGUUAAAAUGAAACCCUCAUAAAUUUAAUGUAGUUUUAGUGGAAAGCAAGAGGGCUCUCCUGGAGGGAGCAUUGGUGGUUUGCUUCUGCUUCUGCUUUUGUCUUAUGAUAAUAGUGGAGCAGGCAAAGCAGAUCAAUUUCAUCUUUUUGCCACCCAAUUUCCUGAAGAAUAUUGUCUUACAAAUGAAUUGCCUCUGGAUAUCUUUCUUUUGUUGUGGUGGUCUGGACUUGUGAAACUGUCCUCUUGGAGGUGUUUACAAUAAAGAUCAAGUCUGUAGCACAGGCAACCAGAUUCAAGUUUCCUCUGUUUUCCUUGAUCUCAUGAGCAGCAAACUUGGAUGUUAUGGAUAUUAGUUACUCAAGCCUUAACCUCUGCUGAGAAUGAUAUGAACAUUCGUUCUGCUUGGAAACUAGUGGGAAUCUCAAACUCAGUUGUGGAGUUGAUUAAAAGUGGAAGCUUUGUCAAAUUUAUGCUGCCAUGUUGAAGAGGGGAUGCUUUCAAAAAGUAGAAAAUGUAGACGAGAUACAGGAUCUGAAUUUUGUAGAUCUACCUGAGUUAGUAUUGGAAAACAUCUUUAGUAGGCUUUCUCCUGCAAGUCUGUGCACCACUUCAGGUGUAUGUAGAGAUCUGAGGAGGAUGUGCAGUAGUGAUCAUCUUUGGGAAGUCCACAUUAAAAGGAAAUGGGAUAAAAUUGUAGGACCAGCAGCACGCAAGGAGUGGCAAUGGACCAUUGCAUCGAACAUAGAACCAGUAACUGUAGACCACAGAAAAAGAAAAGGUUGGAGUUUGUCAUGGUGUUGUAUAUGGCCAUGGUUAUUUUCCAGACAGAAUUCACAGCCAGAGACUAAAAAUAAACUGAAAAGCAGCUCACAAUCCGGAUAAUUGAUGGCAUGGUAUGUGGCACUUGACAGUGGCGACUUCUGGUUUCCAGCUCAGGUGUACAAUCGUGAGCAUGGACAUGUUGGAUUUAUGCUAUCAUGCUAUGAUGCAGAAGUUAGUUACAACCGUCAAACUAACACUUUCCAUGCAAGGUAUCCCCCACAUGGUCCUCGCACCAGUGUUGAUGAGGAAAGAGUCCAGUGGGAGAGAAUCCGAGCACCUCCCACAGACACCUCUGCCCAUAGGCUUCACGUGUCUGAUUGCUUAGAUACCUUGUGUCCUGGUGAUCAUGUUGAGGUACAAUGGAGGAGGAACAGGCAAUUCCCAUAUGGAUGGUGGUAUGGAGUUGUGGGCCACUCAGAUAUCUGUGAUGGACAUAGUCAUCACUGCCACUGUCAUCUAGAUGAUACUGUGUGGCUGGAGUUCAAUCAAUAUACCCAUGGUUCUCGAUGGAGACGUGCACCAAUCAAUAGAAGAUAUCAUCAUGAAGCAGGAACUGAGGUUGAAGGAUUUUAUGGAGGCAUUCGGAAGUUAAUUACAGAGGAAGAGGUUUUAACCUGGAAGAAGUUGUGGCCAAAAGAAUCACUAGAAUGAAUUAUUAUCACAUAACAUUUAUCCUCAUUAUACAUUCAAUGCUGGACGUAUAUUGGAAAGGCAGCCAUCAUCAUUAAGUGCGUUUGAUGAUGGCACAUUUCUUUAGGACAGACAUAGAGAGUGUCAAGUGUUGCUGACAACUUUUGUGUUUCUUUUGCCUUUCAUAUUGAUGACUCUGGUCCAACUGUUUUCAGGUUAAUAUUUUCUUCACAAAUGGCCAGAUGCAUAUGCAUGUUGUGCCAGUAGAAUGACUGUUGUUGAAAUAAACCAUUAUGUAUGCAUAUAAUUGUAGUCAUUAUAGUCAGGAUGACAGCUGUUGCAGUUCACUUGUCCAUUGAAGAUUUGAUUUUUUUAAUGGCACAGCACAAUGCAUUGUACCAUAGAUUGCUCA